Phoenix dactylifera (date palm) is the source of this 2327-nucleotide messenger RNA. The record is from RefSeq and is a predicted model, not a curated record. Lineage: Eukaryota; Viridiplantae; Streptophyta; Magnoliopsida; Arecales; Arecaceae.
AAACAAAUACCUGGAAUCUGACAAUUAUUUAGACAUGGAAAAUGAAAUUAUGGUUGUGGAGACAGUCGGAGCUGAUAUUACUCCAAGCCAGGUCAAAGAAGGAAUUGAAGGAGACAAUACAUUUCUUGCUGAAAUGGAUAGCAAGACAAAAUCUAAUCAGGGACACGGACUCGAUGGACUGAGCAAAUUUGGUUCAGUGGAUGAUUCACAUGGAGUGAAUGGAGAGGGCAAAGAGGGAGAUCGUGUUGCCAAUGUCAAUUUUCCAAAGGAUGCUGUAGAUGAGUGGCCAGCACCAAAGCAAUUCCAUACCUUCUACUUUGUCAAGCACCGUUCUUAUGAAGACCCAAAACUGAAGGCCAAAAUUGAACAAGCUGACAAGGAGAUCCGAAAGAAGAAUGAACAUCGAUUCCAAAUAACUGAAGCAUUAAAGGCCAAAAGGUCUGAGCGAGCACAAGUGAUUUCGCAAUUAAAGCCUUUGACUGCUGAGGACAAACAAUACCGGAUGAUUAUGGAUGAGAAGAGAAAAGAAAUGAAACCAUUUCAUGAAGCUUUGGGCAAGCUGCGUAGUGCAAAUAAUGAUGUGAGGGAGAAAGGAAUGGGUUUAUGCUCUUCAGAGGAAGAGCUUAAUGAACUUAUUGAAAGCCGGCAUUAUCAUAUGCAACAUGAGAGCCUCACUUUAGUUGAGGAGAAACAGUUGAUUAAGGAGAUCAAACAGCUUGAAGGAACAAGAGAAAAAGUUAUUGCUAAUGCUGCUAUGAGAGCUAAAAUUCAGGAUUCCUUAGGUCAGAGAGAAGCUAUUCAAGACCAGGUCAAAUUACAAGGUGGUGACAUUGAUGGAUUUAAAAAGGAGCAACAAGCAGUUAGGAUGAAAAUCAGACAACUGGAAGAAGAACUGAAGACCAUAGAUGAUGAAAUCAUUUCCUUACAGGAGGAGUUGACUGCUGUGAAUGAGAAGAAGGACAAAGCAUUUGAAACUCUCAUUGAAUUGAGGAAAGCACGUGAUGUAGCAAAUGCAUGUUACUUUCAAAACCGUUCACUCUUAAACACUGCCAAGGAUCUUGCUGCAAAGAAGGAUAUAGCAGCACUGCAAGAGCUUGCCCAUGCUGAGGAAGAGAAAUUUAUGUCCCAGUGGAGAAGUAAUAAAGACUUCAGAGAUGAUUAUGAGAAGAGGAUAUUGCCAUCGCUAGACCUUCGUCAGCUUAGCAGGGACGGACGGAUCAGGAACCCGGAUGAAAGGCCAAUUAUUUCAGAGGCACCAUCAUCCACAGGAUCAGAGACCAUGCCAGCUAAAGCAAGUGUAAAACAAGCAAAGGAGGGUGUGAACCCCGCUCCACUCAACGAUACUGUCACUAGCCACAAGUUACAUGAUGCUGGCAAUACUAAAUCAACUGAGGUGGCAUCGAAAAGAAAGAUGAGUGGUCCUAUGGACACUGAAAACGCUUCAGUGACUGAGAUGUCCCAAAAGGAGUCUUCCAAAGUUGAAGAGAUUGAUACUGUGAAGUUGAAGGAGAUGAAAAGAGAAGAGGAGAUUGCAAAAGCUAAGAUGGCUUCGGAGAGGAAGAAGAGGCAAGCUGAGAAAGCAGCAGCAAAAGCAGCAAUCAGAGCUCAGAAGGAAGCUGAAAAGAAACUCAAGGAAAAGGAGAAGAGAGCUAGGAAAAAGGCUGGGACGUCUGCACCUGCUGCACUUGAUGAGCAGACUGAAAUGGACAUGAAGAUCGUGGAGCCGGAAGAUACUAAUGUGAAUAUAGAAGCCCCAAUUUCCAAACCAAACAAAGAACAAAAAGGAAAAGCUAGGUACAGAAAUCACCCAAAAGGUCGGGCUCCGCUCCCUAGGGUCAUCCUUAAGAGGCAGAAGUCACAUUCAUAUUGGUUAUGGGCUGCCCCAGCGAUAGUGGGGGCUCUGGUGCUUGUGUUGUUGACUUACUACUUUUCUUUUGGAAGAAACUGAGCUAGAUUAGUCUAUGUUCAAGAUGCAGACCAGUUUUGCAGGGAGGGGUUACAUUGGUAGACGAUCGAAUUAUACUCGUGUCCUUCCAGUAAGUGAAUGUGCUCAGUUGAGAAACGUUAUAUGCGAGGCUCAUGCAGUGUUGAGUUUUCAUUAGACAGCAUGCUGUAGGUUACCCUCUUCGCUCUUUGAGAUGUCUAUUUACUUUGUUGUUGUAGUUUAACUAACUUUGAAAAAUAUGCUGCCCGUCAUAAGAUAGUUGCAUGGUGUUGUGAGAUCAUCAGAUAUGGAUUUUAUUUGUUCCUUUAUGUCAGAUCAUUCUUAACAGAGUACUUCAAAGAAUAAUUUACAUCGGUGAAUGAAUAAAUGUUGUCAUGUCAAA